Messenger RNA from Mitosporidium daphniae, 957 nucleotides. RefSeq lists its product as uncharacterized. Gene Ontology annotation, cellular component: preribosome, large subunit precursor; Las1 complex. Gene Ontology annotation, molecular function: endonuclease activity. NCBI's taxonomy places the organism in Eukaryota, Fungi, Microsporidia. Bases 1 to 957 code for a protein of 318 amino acids. The transcript has a single exon. Gene Ontology annotation, biological process: maturation of LSU-rRNA; maturation of 5.8S rRNA. The record is from RefSeq and is a predicted model, not a curated record.
AUGUAUGCGCAGUCGGUAAGCAAACUGGCUGAGCUACAAGAUCUUCCUCGUUUCUUUGUCGAUGCGAGACAUGAGGCAACCCACGAUAGAAUUCCACCUCUGGACUAUCUUCGUGAAUUGUCUGUUCUAGCCCUUUCCUGGCUAAAGCGAACUUAUUGGGACGGCAUGAAAAUGCUUUACUCAUACACAUCUGCAUCCAAUAUUGACGACUGCGCUGAGGAUAUGGUUCGGAUUUCUCUUCUCAAGUACCAAGAAUUGUUUAUUAAAACGCUUCCAUAUUCGGACCCAAAAAAGUCAUACUUGAAUAUGGAGGCAAUUCCCAGACCCAUUUCAAAGGCUGUUUCCGAUUUCUAUGCAGAAUAUGAAGCGGCAGUGUUUUCCUUAUCUCUUCAACGGCACAUUUUAUCGUUCGUCAUUGUGCAAUUUCAGGAUCCUUCUGUAUUUAACUACGAGUCCAUUGUAUGGAGCCAUUUAUUAUCGCCGAUCGUUCUAAAUUGCCCUCUGUUUAUCGAGCUUGUUGUUGGCAGUCUAAUUUACCUUCCUUCAACGCAUCUCCUUUUAGAGAGGCUAUUUUCGAUUUGGUUGCAUGGUCAUUCAGCUUUAUCUGUUCAGGUCCAGAUCAUAAACAGAAUAUGUGAGAUCCUUUUCAACCACAUUCCAACAGAAUACUCAUUUUUCUCCAUUUCAUUUCUCAAGCUUAUCAGGGAAAAGUUUUUCAACUUACUCCACCCGCUUUUACUUGCACUUGUCGAUAAGACUUUGCACUUGGACGGGGCCUUUUCCAACGAGAGUUUUGAAUCUUUGCCCAAAGCAUUCAAAGUUCCUCCAUCCAUUAAUGAUGGCAUCGGUGAAAAGCAGGAAGAUGAAAUUGACUGGAUCCGUGGCUGGCGUGUAUCUCCGCUUGGGUCUGUUGAUCCCAUAUUUCCAAACUACAACCACAAACAUAGCCAAAGCUGA